UGGAGCAAGGCAUUUUGGACAGUUUCACCUGACGUCAUCCGCGUUGGAAGAUUCUGACCAAUCAGGCGAUGGAUGGGGCGUUCCCAAAGUGUCGUCAUUUUCCCCCUGACUCUGGAAGCACAAACACAACGUACAAAAUAAAGAACGACUACACAGUCAGCUAUGGGGAAGUCCCAGUCACACUUGCCCAAGCACAGAGACGACUGUCAGGAUGCGUUGACGACAAACACAGAGUAUGGUGAGAACCACACACAGGAGGAUGGAAAGAAUGGAGAGGUGUCACAGUUCCCCUAUGUGGAGUUCACUGGACGGGACAGCGUGACUUGUCCCACCUGCCAGGGCACCGGGCGAAUCCCACGAGGUCAGGAGAAUCAGCUGGUAGCUCUCAUUCCAUACAGCGACCAAAGACUGAGGCCCAGCAGGACAAAGCUUUAUGUGAUGAUUUCGGUGAGUGUUUGCCUGCUGCUGUCUGGCCUGGCCGUCUUCUUCCUCUUCCCUCGCUCCAUCGACGUCUCCUACGUGGGCGUGAAGUCGGCCUACGUGGCCUACGACCACCAGAAACAAAUCAUCUAUCUCAACAUAACGAACACUCUAAACAUCACCAAUAAUAACUACUAUGCUGUAUCCGUGACCAACAUCACCACCCAAGUGGAGUUCUCCAAGACUGUGAUCGGCAAGGCCAAGUUCAACAACAGCACCGUGAUUGUGCCGCUGGGCCUGCGACAGCUCGACUACACAGUUCCCACCAUCAUUGCGGAUGAAUUAAAUUAUAUGUUUGACUACUGCACACUGCAGUCCAUCAGAGUGCACAACAUGGUGGUCAUGAUACAGGUUACCGUGACGACUACAUUCUUUGGCCAUGCCGAGCAGGUCUCCCAGGAGAUGUACCAGUAUGUGGACUGUGGGGGGAACACCACAUCCUUACAUGGUCACAUGGAGGUCACCAUGUAAUGAGUGUCUACUCAGAUCACAGAGGUUCUUCUUCUUCUUAGCAGGAAGGUGGAGUACUUAAAAAGUCUGAAAGGCUCGUUGAUAAGAUGUUUUUUUAAUAAUAAAAAGUCUGCGUGAUAGCUGCUGUGAACAAUAAUGUGUUAAGUACGUUUAAAAAAAAAUAAUAAAUAAAUAAAGGUAUUCCGCACCACUUUUAACAUGAAAAGAUUUAAUGUGCUGUUAAUUCAAGCUCGUGCUUCACUUUUACCACUUUAACCUCAAAUGUUUAUGUAUGCCGGCUGGUCUGGACCACUUAGCCCCGCAAACUCUGCUGUGACUCACUGUCGCCCCCAGAGGAAUACACUGGUACAACAAGCUUUACUGGCUUAUUUAACAAAAGUCUUGUUUUGACUUUCUUUUAAGGAAGGUCUUUUCACUAAAGUUGACAUGUUGUGGGGAUUUUUGUGUGUAUUUUUUUCUCAAUUUAACACAGACGGUUUUAUUGUAUUUGUUUUGUGUUCAACUUUUAAAGCAUUUCUGUGGAUUUUUCAGUGUGAUUGAAAAGUAAAUACAGAUAAUUAUAGUCUAUUUUCUAUCAAUACCUGCUCAUAUAUUUCCAUUAAAAGUUGAAAGAGAAGAGUGAAGUUAUAUAUUUUUAAAAGAUAUGACACAUUUUGGAGUGUUGACUGUACAAAUACAAUAUUUGAAUAUGUGUCAUGUGUUUUGUAUUGUGGGCUCAUUUACAGUGUGAACAACUGUAUCUUUAUUAAGAUUGAUGUGUGAUAGCUUCUUUCAUGUCUUUGAUGUGGUGUUGAAUUAUCUAUAAGAACACAUUGUCAUACUUUAAUUUGAUUCAUUAGUGAUGGAAUAAUAAGGAAAAUGUUUGUUUAGGUUUGAAAGCAUAAAGCCCAGAAUAAAAUCAUUUUAUUGUACAA
Messenger RNA from Doryrhamphus excisus (bluestripe pipefish), 1865 nucleotides. Its product is annotated as transmembrane protein 106B-like. The record is from RefSeq and is a predicted model, not a curated record. NCBI's taxonomy places the organism in Eukaryota, Metazoa, Chordata, Actinopteri, Syngnathiformes, Syngnathidae.